AUGAUGUAUCUCAGCUCUCCCACAACAAUUUUUGUCUUCGUUUCUGUAUGCUUAGCAGCAGCAGAAUCCAACACCACUUACCCACAGGCCAAACCAGCUCUUGCGGUCAAUUUUCCGGAUCCCGCGCUGGUCUCGGUAGAUGGGAUGUGGCUGGCAUUUGCGACAGCAGGUAACGGUCGCAAUGUCCAGGUCGCGGCCUCGGCGUCGUUUAGCGAGCACUCGUGGAGGCUGCUUGAGGAUGUCGACGUGCUGCCAGAUCCAGGGCCAUGGGCGGCGAAUGACCGCAACAUAUGGGCACCUCACGUGUAUGAAUUGGAAGAUGGCCGCUGGGUCAUGUACUAUGCUGCCACGGUAAAGAACGAGACAAGCAAACAUUGUGUUGGAGCAGCCCUGUCAACCAGUGUUCUUGGUCCAUACAGUCCGGUGAAGAAGCCUUUCGCCUGUCCUCUUGAUGACGGAGGAGCUAUUGACCCAGCUGCAUUUCGAGACCCCAAAGACGGUAACCUGUAUGUGGUCUACAAGGUGGACGGAAACAGUAUGAAUCCCGGUGGUGGCCCAUGCGGAUCGGGUGGCUUGCCUCAGGACUACCGGCCUACACCGAUCCUGCUGCAACAGAUAGAGGAGGACGGUGUGACGAGGAUAGGGGAACCUAUCGAGGUCUUGGACCGUGACGAGGCCGACGGAGUUCUUGUCGAGUCCCCGAGCCUGUUCUACAGUGGAAGCCAGGAGCUAUAUUUCAUGACCUUCAGCAGCAACUGUUAUUCGACCGAACACUAUGAUAUUAGCUUUGCAUUUUCGGAGCACCUGACCAUGCCCUUCACGAAGAGCAGUUACCCAUUGAUGACGACGCAGACAGGGCCGGUGACAGCGCCAGGGGGUGCAGAUAUGACUCCAGAUGGCAAGUUUGCGUUGUUUCACGGAACGGUUGGGCAAUAUGAGUCUGGCGAACCUAUCAGACACAUGUUUGCUGCUGAGGCGAUGCAGAUGGGCACUGACAUGAGUGCAUGGCCAAUUCGAUAG
Messenger RNA from Lithohypha guttulata, 1020 nucleotides. RefSeq lists its product as uncharacterized. The record is from RefSeq and is a predicted model, not a curated record. NCBI's taxonomy places the organism in Eukaryota, Fungi, Ascomycota, Eurotiomycetes, Chaetothyriales, Trichomeriaceae. The transcript is spliced from 2 exons. Gene Ontology annotation, biological process: carbohydrate metabolic process. Gene Ontology annotation, molecular function: hydrolase activity, hydrolyzing O-glycosyl compounds. Bases 1 to 1020 code for a protein of 339 amino acids.